Molecule: messenger RNA, 2210 nt
Organism: Lates calcarifer (barramundi perch)
Lineage: Eukaryota; Metazoa; Chordata; Actinopteri; Centropomidae
Gene: serping1
Product: serpin peptidase inhibitor, clade G (C1 inhibitor), member 1
Biological process (GO): negative regulation of endopeptidase activity
Molecular function (GO): serine-type endopeptidase inhibitor activity
Source: RefSeq, a predicted model, not a curated record
UCAAUCGAGCAUCGGAUUGGCGAUCGACCCACUAACUUACAUAAGAUGAAAAAACUUGCGCAGUUAUGGGUGAAGACAGGGAAUACAGCAAGACUCUCAAUAAACCUGGGAUUUAUUCUGAGAUGAAACUACAGGCCGUACUUUGCAUCUUGCUCCAGCUCAUUUUUGAGCUUUCAUCAUGCACAUAUCUCCGGGUGACACCUGGUUCCACUCUGGAGCUGCCAUGUCUCUCAUUCCAAAGUGACUUCACUGCAGCCACCAUCACCUGGCAAUUCAAUGGUAAAGAUAUAAGUGAGCACCCGUAUGGCUCAGUUACAGUCAAAAAAGAUGGCUUGUAUCUCUCUAUAUCCCCCGUGACCGCUGCCAAUGAGGGAAACUAUGUGUGUGUGAUGAAGGAUGACCAAGUCGAGAUGAUAAGGAUGUACAACAUCACAGUUGAUGCAUCAAUUGGCUAUACCAUUAAGGUAAUCAAAGGCUCAUAUGUGAGGCUCCCAUGUAAUUUUCCACCUGGCAGUCCAAGUGUGGCCAAUGCACUGUGGUUCAGAGAGACAGAUGACGGCGGAAGGGUGAUGCUGAAUCUUCAAGACGAGGAAAAUAAUAAACUGGAGCUGCUUUAUCCACUUGACCAUGAUCAGACCCUCAUACUCAGAGACACUGCCAUGGACGAUGCUGGAAUUUACACUUGUGAAUCUACAGAUGGGAAGAAGCUCAGCACCAUUUACAUUAUUGUUGAAGUACCUCCUACUGAGACUCCUCACACAUGUGAGGGCUUUACCACACCAUGGGAGCCGUGCCAGGACCAGAACAGUCGCACAGGGGAACCCAUGUUACAGGAGUCCAUGGCAGAGUUUUCCAUGAAGCUCUAUUCUUACCUCAGACAGUCAGAUCCCUCUGGCAACUUGCUCUUCUCUCCUAUCAGCAUCAGUGGGGCACUCUCCCAUUUGUUGCUAGGUGCAAGGGAUAACACCCGCAAGGCCAUCGAGAGGGCAGUCUGUGUGCCUCAUGAGUUCCACUGUGUUCACUUCCAGAUGAAGAGGCUGAGAGAGAGGAUGGCAAGCUCCUUGCAGAUGGCUUCUCAGAUCUUCUAUAACCCACAAAUGAAUCUGAGUGAAUCCUUUACUAACCAGUCCAUUCAGUUCUAUGACGUAGAGCCCACCAGGCUGCUGGAGAACAGCGAGGAGAACACACGGAUGAUCAACAGCUGGGUGGCAAAUAAAACCAAAAAUAAAAUCACACAGCUGGUUGACUCUGUUUCACCCAGUACACAGCUGAUUCUGCUCAACGCCGUCUCUUUUAGUGGUCAAUGGAAGGUCAAGUUUGAUGAGAAACAAAAGAAGGGUCAUUUCACAAAACUGAACGGUGAUAUGGUGAAGGUGCCUAUCCUCUUUCAUCACAAUUACAUGGCAGCCAUGAUGUUUGUGGUUGAGCUAAAGGCACAGGUGGCGCGGUUUGCCCUCUCCGGUGACAGCAGUCUUUAUAUCCUACUGCCUCGCUCCAGCAAAGCGGCUGACCUGCAGCACGUGGAGGAGAAGAUGACAGACACAGCUGUUCGUCAAAUGAUAGAACAAAUGAAAACAACACCUCCUCAGCAAAUUGAGGUUACCCUGCCCCAGAUCAAGCUGGAUGUCCAGCCAGACAUGAACAUACUUAUCAAAAAAUUAGGACUGUCGUCUCUCUUCGAGAAUCCCAACCUGUGUGGCCUUUACUCUGAAGACAAGUUGGUUCUGGACGAUGCCAGACACCGAGCCUUCUUCGCAUUGACCAAACAAGGGGUGGAGGCCGGCGCCAUCACCACUAUAUCGUUCUCUCGCUCCUCCUUAUCCUUCUUUGCCAUGCGGCCUUUCAUCAUGCUGUUGUGGAGUGACCAGGCCAAUGUGCCACUCUUUAUUGGCAGAGUGACCGACCCAUGAGCAGGAGGGCAGACACAGAAAGAGAGAGGGAGUGGAAAUGACGUAACAAAAGCACACAAGCAGGGAAGAAGCACAGAUAUAGCAAGCAAAACCUGCCUGAUAUAAUUGAAAUACAAGUCAUUUCAUUAUGUUACUAUUAUUUUUUCUGAAUAUUCAGUUGCUUUUUCAAAACUUGAUAUUAAACUAUAUUAAUUCAGUAUCAGUAUUGCUUCUUGUAGUCAUGUAGUGAGCCUUACAAAAACAUAUGCACAGGUUUGGAUUGUUUUCAAAUAUGAUGAUGAAUAAACACAUACGCACAUU